Annulohypoxylon maeteangense is the source of this 2799-nucleotide messenger RNA. RefSeq lists its product as uncharacterized. The record is from RefSeq and is a predicted model, not a curated record. Lineage: Eukaryota; Fungi; Ascomycota; Sordariomycetes; Xylariales; Hypoxylaceae. Gene Ontology annotation, molecular function: D-arabinono-1,4-lactone oxidase activity; FAD binding. Gene Ontology annotation, cellular component: membrane; mitochondrion. The transcript has a single exon. The coding region runs from base 543 to 2705 and encodes 720 amino acids.
GAUGGACUCCCCGGAAGUCUAGGACUUAUAUACUGUUAUAAUGUGGUGUAAAGAUGCUUACCGCGGCAGACCUGCUGAUCGGUGAGGUAGAGGUAAGCUUACAAUAUGAAGCUGUUAAUCACAGUUAGCGUUUAUUAUAUUGGUAUAACCUGGAAGCUCCUGAUACGAUGUCAUACGAACUCCAGACAUGGCGUUGUCUAAAACGAAAAAAAGCAAUGAGAAAAGCCUACUGUCCUAUUCUACCCCCUGACAUACUGCAUAACUCGGCUACUGGCACCGCGGAUCAAGGCGUGGAUCGGAACGCUUCACUAUACGCGUUCUUGAAUCUAAAUGGCCAGAGUAAAUGGAAUUUUACGUAGGUAGGUAUACAUAAUUCGGCGACUUAGACAAACCUGCUUACCGCUGAAGAUCUGAGAGGAUUGCGAAUACAAAUAGUCGAGCUCAGCCCGCCUAACAUAUGUUACACCCCAAAGUUCAUUUUGACGAAUGUUCAGGUUAUUAGGCUAUUAUAUUUCAGUAUAUUGAUAGGUAUUGUCUCCAACAUGUCCCACACAGGUCCUAUCUUUGAAAGGUCGAAAAGCAGACUUGCAAGGCUUUCCGAGAAGUUACACGAUCAUGACGAUGAGCUUGGUAACCAACUUCCGGGAUUAGCAGACCUUCUCGACGACAUCGUCUCUCCCGACGUAAACGUGCCCCGAGAGGAUUCUAUUCGCAGACUGCUGCGCGUCUUUUGGAAGUCUCAGUCGGAUGGAACAUAUAGUAGCAUCCUCGGACGUUAUUCUGACCAGGAAAAGAGCUUGAUACGAAGAUUCGUCGAAGACGAGAAAGCAGCCGACGACCUCCCCGACGAUUUCGAUAUUGGCCUAUCUCUAGGCGCUCGCGAUGAGUUACCGACCUUACCCGAGGAAGGUGAUCACCCUUCAAUUAAAGAAGAAUUACGCUCUGCCUUCUCCAAGGUAGUCCAUGGUAGGCAUGACCAUGUAACCCUUUAUAACGAUAAAAAUAAAAAGGUGAAGAUCGCUGUUCACGCCGAAGAGAAGUUUCAAAAUUGGGGCCUUACCGUCAAGAACACACCGAGCCUCACCUAUAUCCCGAGCACGUCUUAUGGCAUUCAACAAAUUGUUAAACAUGCAAAGGCUCGUGGCCUAAGGGUCAGAGCGUCUGGAUAUCGUCAUUCAUGGUCCCCAGUCUUCAGCGACGACGGCCAGAUCAUCAUCUCGACUCUAGGUUUAUUUGAAGCUACAAAGCUUCCGAACAUCGUAUCGUUGCCAGGGUCACAAUUCUUCGUCCGCGGUACAGAGCUCAACAGUAUCGACUUUGUAGGAACGCCUCAAAAAGGGAAGAAGCGACUGGUUCGGGUUGGCACCGCAGUGACUAACCAGAUAUUCAGGAGGUGGUGCAAUAAACAGAAGAUGGAUGCUGCUUCGACUCUCCCACUAAACGUUAUAAUGGUAGAGAUUACUUUGGGAGGAUCCAACGCCCCGAUCUGCCACGGUGCUGGCCGAAAACAUCCGACUCUUAGCGACUUGGUAUACGCCAUCGAGUACGUAGAUGUGAACGGGAACCUACAAACCAUCAGCAAAGACAAGGACCCUAGCUUCAUGGCCGUAGCUAGUGGUUGUUUUGGACUGUUGGGAAUCGUUACUCAUAUUACGCUUGAGCUUGAUCCCAUGUCAUACGCAGCUAUGGCCCCGGUACAAAUUCCCGUUAUGCAAGCUAUCCCGCCACCUCCUGGGCUGGCGGAUGAGGACAUUCCCGAAGCCCUUCGGAUCAAGAUGUCGCCAGAGGAGCGUGCCCAGGCUCAAGCGGAAUUUGAGAAGCACGCGGCCGACGACUUCUAUGCGGAAUGGUUUUGGUUCCCUUAUACGAGCAAAGUCUGGGUCAAUUGCUGGAACAACACGGAUGACGGUGAAGGAGCGAAGGACUACCCGAGUAAGGCCGGCGUUCUUCUCCAGUGGGUCGAGACCGUCGCUAUUCAGGUCAUCCAAGACUCUGAGGCUUUCUUCAAGCUGCAGAAAAUAUUCCCAUGGGCGCAAACUACGUUGCUAUCCAAACUAGGUCUCUAUGCUAUGCCGAAUAUCACCGACCCGAAGGACACAAUUAGAACGCAAUUGCCAGAUGCGCUGCACUUCCGGAGAGCCAUCCAGAAUGUCAGGGUUAGGGAUACGGAGCUCGAGAUACCACUACAGCCCAAAGUCGGUAGCUUGAAGGAUGCAAAGCCCGACGCCGAAAUCAACUGGUCUCUUGUGCAAAAAGCAUGGUGGGAUGCGAUACUAGCUGCGUAUAAGUAUACCGAUACAUGUCCUCAGCGUAUGCCCCUCGAAAUGCGCAUCACCGGUUCUUCCGAAGUGACUAUGGCGCCGUUCCGUGGGCACAAGUUAGGUACCUGUUCAAUCGAGGUCCUAACAUUGCAGAAUAUGGAUACCGAAUGGACUCCAUAUGCGCAAUACGUCAUCGAUCAAUGGAUGGAACUCAAGGACAACGAGGGGAAAUAUCUCGAAACACGGCCACACUGGGCUAAGGAAUGGGCUAACAUGACUGCUCGUGGACGGCCCAUGGUCGAAUACAUGAAAGAAUCGUACGGCGAUGCCAUCGUCGAGUUCCGAGACACGCUGGGUCAGAUUGCGAAAAAGCAAGGAUGGGAUUUGGAGGAAGCUCGACAACGGUUUAGCAACGAACUUUUUGACAAGUUUUUCUUCACGUGAGAGGUAAUAUUUCAAGGCUCAAGGGGAAACUGCAAUCAAUAAUUUAGAAUCAGAUAAAUCGUAGCAACACUGCUCUUUCAUUGAAAUACCAUCA